AUGGCGUGGCGUGCGUGCGGCCGGCGUAUGGUCGGCGCUUGGACAGUGCGUCGCUCUGGAAGCGAUCCGAUGCCCGGCGCAAUCUCUCCCUUUCUCUCGGUCUUAUCGCUCUCUCUCUCCGUCCUUCGGCUGCUCGUUCCUCUUCUUCUUGCAAGGUUAAGGUUACGUCAGACGUGUUAUGUUAUAACCGUUGGGGCGCACUCCGGCAAGUUCAGUGUCUCGUGGAGAGUGGCCGCGACACUAAGCUCGCGACAGCACUGCGCGCGCGUCAUCGGUAGGACUGUGCGCACGGCCAGUGAUAUACGACCAGUGAAGUUCAUGAACUGGGUGUUGAAAUUUGUU
This is a messenger RNA of Iphiclides podalirius (scarce swallowtail), 342 nucleotides long. The record is from the annotation of a GenBank genome assembly. Lineage: Eukaryota; Metazoa; Arthropoda; Insecta; Lepidoptera; Papilionidae.